Molecule: messenger RNA, 463 nt
Organism: Cucurbita maxima (winter squash)
Lineage: Eukaryota; Viridiplantae; Streptophyta; Magnoliopsida; Cucurbitales; Cucurbitaceae
Product: cysteine-rich and transmembrane domain-containing protein WIH1-like
Exons: 3
Coding region: 86-313 (75 amino acids)
Cellular component (GO): plasma membrane
Source: RefSeq, a predicted model, not a curated record
UAUAUAUACACACACAUACCCACAGAGUGUAUCAAACAAACUUAAAACGUAAAUUAUUUUCUAAUAUAAUUUUUAUUUUCUCAAGAUGAGUUCCGCUCAGCCUGCAGAAGUUUAUCCUCCACCCUCCACCGCGCCACCCUGUUAUGCAGCUCCGCCGCCGGCGGGGUAUCCGGUAAGAUACGGCGGAGACGUCUCUCCACCUGCUCCUGUUCCUGCUCCGGCUGUGACUAAGUCUAGAGGCAUGGCCGAGGGCUGUUUGGAAGGCUGUUGUGCGGGGUUGUGCUGUUGCUGUGCAUUGGAAACAUGCUUCUAGUCGGUGAAGGACAACAAAUUCUCAAGGAUGUGAUGGCUCUCAAGUCCAGUUUUUAAUUUUAGUUUUAAUUUUAAUUUUUUUUGGUGAACUUUUGGAUUAUUAGUUGUAAUAAUAAAUUGGGUGUUGAAGAUUAUGAAACUAUAUUCACUU